Neoarius graeffei (lesser salmon catfish) is the source of this 1579-nucleotide messenger RNA. RefSeq names its product PRELI domain containing 1b (gene prelid1b). Gene Ontology annotation, molecular function: phosphatidic acid transfer activity. The record is from RefSeq and is a predicted model, not a curated record. The coding region runs from base 164 to 781 and encodes 205 amino acids. Gene Ontology annotation, cellular component: mitochondrial intermembrane space. Lineage: Eukaryota; Metazoa; Chordata; Actinopteri; Siluriformes; Ariidae. The transcript has 6 exons. Gene Ontology annotation, biological process: phospholipid transport.
AACAUGCGCUUCUGUCAAGCUGAACUCGGACUCACUUUGAACACCACAGAAAAGUUCAAGCCACAUUUCCAGCAUCCAGAAUGACUAAUGAAUGUCGUGAAGAUCAUCACAAAGCGACAAUGAUAUACAUCUGAAACAUCACUAUAAAUCUGGAGACUGAGAGAUGGGGAAGUAUUUCUUCAGUGAAACAGACAUCAGGAACACAUGGGAACAGGUUCUGGCUGCGUUCUGGCAGAGAUACCCGAAUCCGUACAGUACUCAUGUUUUGACAGAGGAUGUGAUCUUUCGUGAGGUGACUCCAGAUAACUGUCUCCUUUCUCGCCGUCUCCUCACAAAGACCAAUCGGCUGCCUCGGUGGGCAGAGCGAAUCUUCCCCGGUAACCUAUCGCGAUCUGUUUACAUCGUAGAGGACUCUGUCGUCGACCCUAGCAACAGACGCCUCACUACGCUAAGCUGGAACUUAAACCAUUCCAAAUUAAUGACAGUGGUGGAGCGAUGUGUGUUUCAUGGUGAUCAGGAGAGGCCUGUUUGGACACGUUUCACACGAGAAGCCUGGAUCUCAUCAGGAGUGUUUGGUCUGUCGAGGCCUAUACAGGAGUUUGGAUUGUCCAGGUUCAAGAGUAAUCAGAUGAAGGCUAUGAACGGUCUGGAAUAUGCGCUGUCUAAACUACAGAAAUCAGCAGCUCAGGGUCACCAUGCUGACGCGUCUAAAGAUUCACCGAAGAAGACGGAGAACCUGGCAGCUUCCACCAGUUCGCAAAAACCGCAACAAUACGCCUGAUAAAUCCUUUUCUCAUCUCCAGCAAACUUGACGGUUUUAAUGUUGUGUGUUAAUGUCCAGGAAAAUAAUGUUAACCCUCAAUUGAAUGUUUACUGUGGAUCAAAUGUUGGAAAGUGAAAUCAUUAGUGAUGAAGUGAAGGUCAAAGGAGAUAAUCUAGAUCACUGGGGAUAAAAUACUGUGAGCUGAUUAACUUGUAUCAUAUUUUUUUAAAGCUAGGACAUGGUUCAUGAGUAAAUUUAUUUCUGUAUCUGACCAGGGUUUGUUAAAACAGUGCAGGAUGUUUGCUGACUAAUAGAACUGUUCCCGUUUUUGUAGUGAAAAAGUCCUCUUGAAAACUUCAAGUGAAAAUUCUGUGUGUAAACGUCCUCAUUAAUGUCCUUGUCCUCGUUUCUCACGUUCACUUGAGCAUGCCUGCAGUGUACACUAGGUUCAGGUGGUGCGUUUACUUGUCUAUUCCCAAACAAUGCAUGAAAGCAAGAUAUAAAAUGUAAAUUAUUCAGUCAUGUUCACACUAUUUGCUGGAUGAAACCUCAGGGACAGAUGUGUAACGUGACCUCAUAACAUUUAUUUGUCAUAGUUAAGUGCUCAGGUUCUGUUUCAUGUGUUUUAGCCUUUUAUUGAGGAUGAUCUGAAUAUUAUGCACAACAUGUAUCAUGUCACUUCUUUUAAUGUAAUGUUUUAUGUAUGUCAUGCAUAAGGGAGCAUUUUGAUUCAUUCCUUACUUUCUGAACUACAAUUUUAGAUUGACUUAGAAGUAAAGAGGUUGCAGAACUUUAUUAAAUAAAUAUUUACAUGUG